Messenger RNA from Verticillium alfalfae VaMs.102, 1347 nucleotides. RefSeq lists its product as hypothetical. The transcript is spliced from 2 exons. The record is from RefSeq and is a predicted model, not a curated record. NCBI's taxonomy places the organism in Eukaryota, Fungi, Ascomycota, Sordariomycetes, Glomerellales, Plectosphaerellaceae. The coding region runs from base 1 to 1347 and encodes 448 amino acids.
AUGGCAGAGAAGAGAUCGAUGAGGGUGCUACGCGACCAGCCUUUGCCCGUGCCGAGGCCGUACGCCGGUCGAGGACAGGAGCCUCACCGAUCAGGUAGCGCUACAUCAUCAGAAAAGGGACAUGCCUCGAAGAAGAGCUUUGCAUCAUCCGUCCGCGCCAGUCUCUCUGUGAGAAGACGGCUACGAUCCUCCUCCAACACAGCACCGCGCCGGCCGCAAAUAUCCGCCCCGUCCAACUUUCGCCACCUCCAUUCAGAAUCUUUUCAAUUUCCCCAGUACAGCCGCAUGCAGAGCGUAUCUAGACGGCCGCCUUUGCCGCCAUCUUUCCGCCCGAUUGAGCUGAGCAUUUACAUGCCGCACAAUGAGCUCUCGCCCAUCCUGCCGCACUUUGAGUAUCCCAGCAUCAUCACCGCGCCGUCGGCGGCCCGGCUGCCGGAAAGCCGCGUCGACGACUUCACUUUGAACCGUCAACUAAGUUACACCUCUAUGUCGUUUCACAUCCCCCGCAAACCAACGGCGUCACCGCAAACCUCUUAUGAAGAGUCGCCACCAAGGGUACCACCAAAGUCGAGAGCCCGGGCCUACACAGCACCCAACGUUGCCGAGAUGAAGGUGCGCAUUGCUAGUGCCAUGAACGAGGUUGAAAAGCUUCAGAGGGAGAUCGACAAUGCCAUUGAGCGUCAGAGUCUUUACGCCGCUAGCAGUCGGCCCUCGACUGCUCACUCCAUGGCGCCCACUGAACUGGAGCCGAUGCCCUCCGUUCCAGCCCUGCCACCGGCCGCGCCCUCGUUCUCCGAGCGGCUGAGCCAGGAGCGCCCUCGUACCGCGCCUUCGCAGUUGCCUGUGCGCAUCCCCCGUCGUGCUAAGACGUUCGCCGAAGCCUCUGCGGCCUUCAUCACCCCACCCCCGAGCCGCGAGGGUCCAGAACACCAGCCACCGCCGCCCCUGCCCCUGGUGCUACGCCCCCCUCUGCGCAAGAAGAAGUCAUUCUCUCGCGUAUCCAGCUGGCUCUUCCCUGGCGGGGCCGCUGCCGCUGAGCACUCGCGCGACAUGAGCUUCGACUCUGUUACGAACCUGCCACGACCUGUCAAGGGCCGCGAAGGGUUCUACCAGUGCGUGUCGCCCCCAGAGGGUGCAGGAGGCAGGCGAAGCUUUGACAGCACCGCGACGGUCUCGACGUGGACGUCCGAAGAUGAGGGCCAGACGGCGCCCACGACGACUUGGUCGCCUGGCAGCACGCCGUUGACGAAACAGCACGAGGAGGUGCCACUCGAGCGCGUCAGCACCUUUGGCAAGGAGCGAGGCGCCAAGACGCUCCGGCGUCCCAGCGUUGGGAUGGCCUUUUAG